This is a messenger RNA of Parascedosporium putredinis, 384 nucleotides long. Lineage: Eukaryota; Fungi; Ascomycota; Sordariomycetes; Microascales; Microascaceae. The record is from the annotation of a GenBank genome assembly.
AUGGGCGGCGCAGCAGCGGCGGAUUAUCUACCCCAGACUACCGGUGGCCAACAAGCCCCGUUGACGAGAAACGUCGGGCCCGAGGUGGUUUUGGACGGCAUGCGGGAGGCCCUCAUUGAGGAAAUGAUGGAUGGACCGUUUGACCCCAUUGCGUGGUGGAAAGUCAUGUCUCCCGUGACGAGCGAUUCGUCUCCCGUGUCGCAACAUGCACCGCAACAACUCCAACAAUUGCAACCACAGCAACAACAGCCGCAACCCCAACAGCAGCCCCUCAUCUCACCCCCAGUGGCCCGCGGGCGCAGGCGCUCGGACCAACGCGGGGAGCCCAUGAACAGGGACAGGGGCAAGGGCAAGGGCAAGGGCAGGGGCAGAGCGGAGGGUUAG